Molecule: messenger RNA, 1673 nt
Organism: Malania oleifera
Lineage: Eukaryota; Viridiplantae; Streptophyta; Magnoliopsida; Santalales; Ximeniaceae
Exons: 8
Coding region: 189-1424 (411 amino acids)
Cellular component (GO): cytoplasm; membrane
Molecular function (GO): protein binding
Source: RefSeq, a predicted model, not a curated record
GGACGGCGGUAGUACACAGAGAAAAAAAGGUAAAUAGAGAGAGAGAGUGCAUUUCUCUCUAAAAGUAAAUUCAGGACCUUACAUUCAUACCUCGCUCUCUCUUCCUCUUCCUCUUCCUCUUCCUCUCCCUUCUCGAACGCUGAGUCUCUCAGACUCGCCUUCCCUUUGAUUCUUUUCUGUCUUGGUUUAUGAGCUCGAAGGAGAGACCCACUCUCGGUGGUACGCGGAUUAAGACCCGCAAACGGAACAUCGCAGCGCCUCUGGACCCUGCCACAUUUGCAGAUGCAGUGGUCCAGAUUUAUCUGGAUAAUGCUGGUGAUCUGGAACUUGUCGCUAAAAGCAUCGAAUCUGCCGACCUUAAUUUUUCUAGAUACGGUGACACUUUUUUUGAGGUUGUCUUCACUGGAGGGCGUACACAACCUGGCACAACAAAACCUGAUGAGGGGGAGCGCCACUCUUCCUCUAUAAUAGAUUGUGAGCCCAAGAGAGAUGCCAUUUUGCCAUCUGUAAUCUAUAUACAGAAGAUUUUGCGGCGGAGGCCUUUUCUCAUAAAGAAUCUUGAAAAUGUCAUGCGAAGGUUCCUCCAGUCAUUGGAGCUUUUUGAGGAAAAUGAAAGGAAGAAGCUGGCAAUUUUUACGGCACUUGCAUUCUCCCAGAAGUUAUCAGGGCUUCCACCGGAGACUGUGUUCCAGCCACUGCUCAAGGAUAAUCUCGUGGCCAAAGGGCUAGUGCUUCCAUUUAUUACAAACUUCUUCAAGGAAUAUCUUAUUGAUAAUAGCCUCGAUGAUCUAAUUUCAAUUCUGAAGCGAGGAAAGAUGGAGGACAAUCUUCUUGACUUUUUCCCAUCCGCAAAGCGAUCUGCUGAAGCUUUCUCUGAGCAUUUCACCAAGGAAGGGCUAGUCGCCUUGGUUGAGUACAAUGAGAAGAAAAUAUUUGAGGUGAAACUGAAGGACAUGAAAUCUGCAGUAACAACCCAGAUAUCAGAGGAAACUGAUAUUUCUGAAGUCAUAGAAACUGUAGAGCAGCAUGUGAAAGAUGCUAAAUUACCAGAUAUUGAGGUCGUGCGGAUUUUGUGGGAUGUCAUAAUGGAUGCUGUUCAGUGGUCCGGGAAAAACCAGCAGCAAAAUGCUAAUGCAGCUCUUCGCAAGGUGAAAACAUGGGCAAAACUCUUAAAUACCUUCUGCACUAGUGGAAAGCUUGAGCUGGAACUCAUGUACAAAGUUCAGAUCCAAUGCUAUGAGGAUGCUAAGCUGAUGAAAUUGUUCCCUGAAAUUGUGAGGUCUCUCUAUGACCAGGAUGUACUUGCUGAAGAUACCAUUCUUCACUGGUUCCGCAAGGGAACGAAUCCUAAGGGCAGGCAAACCUUUGUGAAGGCUUUGGAGCCAUUUGUCAAUUGGUUGGAGGAAGCCGAGGAAGAAGAAUAAUUGCAGCGGCAGCUGCAGCUUGGGUGAUGUGAAUGAUGCGUCGCCCCGUCAUUUGUUGUACAAGCAUGGCAGCUGAUGAUAUUCUGACUUCUUAUCCUUUGUCGUAGUACGCAGCUAUUCACAUGUAUGAAAUGCUAUUAAACUUUUUAAUUUCCGUACAAAUACAUCGUGUGCCAGUGGUUCUCUAAACCAUUAAUGAUUUCCUUACUUGAAAUAAUAUCCUGCCCGGAAUAAUAUUAUCGCUUUGUA